This is a messenger RNA of Erigeron canadensis, 1765 nucleotides long. RefSeq names its product delta(8)-fatty-acid desaturase. Gene Ontology annotation, molecular function: oxidoreductase activity, acting on paired donors, with oxidation of a pair of donors resulting in the reduction of molecular oxygen to two molecules of water. The transcript is spliced from 2 exons. Gene Ontology annotation, biological process: lipid metabolic process. The record is from RefSeq and is a predicted model, not a curated record. The coding region runs from base 196 to 1584 and encodes 462 amino acids. NCBI's taxonomy places the organism in Eukaryota, Viridiplantae, Streptophyta, Magnoliopsida, Asterales, Asteraceae. Gene Ontology annotation, cellular component: membrane.
CCUUCUUUUCCAAAACAAACACAUAUAAUAAUAAUAAUAAAAUAUAAAAUAUCUUUCCUUAAUACCUUAUAUAACUACUACUUUAAAUAUCAUCAAACAUACAUUCACUCACACACAUUGUUUGUUCCGUUAAGCCUCUAAAGUCUAAACAAUACUCGUAAUAAUAACAUUAUAAACCCCAUUAAAACCGAUCCAAUGGUUUUUGAAGAUCCCACCAUGCUUAUUCAAGCGAUGAAUUCGUUGGCUGAUGGAAAGAAGUAUAUAACAUCAGAAGAGUUACAAACACAUAACAAGCCUGGUGACCUGUGGAUAUCGAUACAGGGCAAAGUUUACAAUGUUACAGAAUGGACUAAAGAGCAUCCUGGUGGCGAUAUUCCUCUAUUAAAUCUUGCUGGUCAGGAUGUGACCGAUGCAUUCAUUGCUUUUCAUCCUGGUACUGCUUGGAAACACCUUGACAAACUCUUUACUGGGUAUCACUUAAGAGAUUACAAGGUUUCACAAGUUUCUAAAGACUACCGGAAACUUGCUUCUGAGUUUGCAAAAGCCGGAAUGUUUGAGAAAAAAGGGCAUGGUGUGAUUUACUCACUUUGUUUUGUGUCAUUGUUGCUUUCUGCAUGUGUGUAUGGUGUAUUAUGCUCCAAUAGUUUCUGGGUUCAUAUGCUUGCUGGAGCAAUAUUGGGAUUAGCAUGGAUGCAAAUUGCUUAUAUGGGUCAUGAUGCUGGGCAUUAUCAAAUGAUGUCGACCGCUGGGUGGAACAAAUUUGCUGGUAUCUUUAUUGGCAACUGUAUAACUGGGAUCAGUAUUGCGUGGUGGAAAUGGACACAUAACGCACAUCACAUUUCUUGCAAUAGCCUUGAUUAUGACCCUGACCUACAACAUUUACCCAUGUUAGCCGUUUCAUCUAAGCUUUUCAAUUCUCUGCAAUCCGUUUUCUAUGGGAGACAGUUGACUUUUGACCCCUUGGCCCGGUUCUUUGUGAGCUACCAACAUUACUCAUAUUACCCAAUCAUGUGUGUUGCACGGGUCAACCUCUAUCUACAAACAAUGCUUUUGCUGAUUUCAAAAAGAAGGAUUCCUGACAGAGGACUAAACAUACUCGGAACCCUUAUCUUCUGGACAUGGUUUCCGUUACUUGUUUCAUGCCUACCUAACUGGCCUGAACGGGUGGCAUUUGUGUUGGUUAGCUUUUGUGUUACGGGUAUCCAACAUGUUCAAUUCACAUUGAACCAUUUUGCUGCUAAUGUCUAUGUUGGCCCCCCAAAGGGAAAUGAUUGGUUUGAGAAACAAACAAGUGGCACCAUCGAUAUCUCGUGUUCUUCUUGGAUGGAUUGGUUCUUUGGUGGUUUACAGUUCCAACUCGAGCACCAUUUGUUUCCUAGGUUGCCUAGGUGUCACUUAAGAUCGAUUUCUCCAAUUGUGCAGGAACUAUGCAAAAAGCAUAAUUUGCCUUAUAGAAGUUUAUCAUUCUAUAAUGCUAAUGUAACUACACUCAAGACACUUAGGACAGCGGCUCUACAGGCACGUGACCUUACAAACCCAGCUCCUCAGAAUUUACUAUGGGAAGCUUUUAACACUCAUGGUUGAGUUCUUAUGUUGCCGUAUAUUCUGGCAUUUGAUUUUUUAGUAGUAUAUGUUUUUUAAGAAACUCAGAUUCUUUUCUUGGCACUAGUCUUUGAGUAGUAAGAAAACGAUGUAUUUUUCCGGCCUUCUUCAUCUCUAGAUAUGUAAAUUUUAUUUUGGCAUAUUUGAUAUGGUUAUUAAUCUA